Neoarius graeffei (lesser salmon catfish) is the source of this 2907-nucleotide messenger RNA. It is a transcript of the gene ttl, whose product is annotated as tubulin tyrosine ligase. NCBI's taxonomy places the organism in Eukaryota, Metazoa, Chordata, Actinopteri, Siluriformes, Ariidae. Gene Ontology annotation, biological process: protein modification process. The record is from RefSeq and is a predicted model, not a curated record. The transcript has 8 exons. The coding region runs from base 557 to 1795 and encodes 412 amino acids.
UUGAGCUGGGAUAAAGAAAUGCUGCUGCUGGUGAGGAUUUUCUACACCGUUAAACGGGAACAGCACAUUUGCUCGACUAAUGCCUGGAUAUUUUAAAUCCGGGCUUUUUUUCUGAUCUCAGAAAUCGCUUUUGUACUUCGUAUUGUAGCUCAGAUUCGUGGAUAAUCAGAGGAGCCCUCUGUGGGAGCUGCUGUGCUGUUUAUUCACUCCGUUAGCUGUGAGUGGCUAAAGCAGAGUGGAGGAGUCACCACACCCAGACAGACCCGCAGGAUGCACCGCCGCUAAUCACCGGAGCCAGAGCUUAUUCAGAAUAAAACCGGAAUACUCCAGAGAGACGGGCAGUUAGUUUGCUACGAGUGCAAAAAAAGGGAGAAAGUUUCUUGUUUCUCCAAAGAAGCCAUGAAACACCAGGGUCAGGAUAGUUUGCGAGGAGACAGAUAACAGUAGCUAGUGUUUUAGCUAGCGUGCUAAGUGUCCGGUGUGUGUAAGAGUGUAAAGGCCGGACAGGACGCCGGUACUCUUAGUCGUGUGUGUGUUUUAGUGAUAGCAGGCUGUUAUGAGUAACCCUACACUCAUGUACACGUUUGUAUUAAGAGAUGACAACAGCAGCGUGUAUGCUGAAGUCUCCAAGAUCCUCAUCUCUACUGGAAAAUGGAAACGACUGAAAAAGGACAAUCCGAGAUUUAACUUGAUGCUUGGAGAGAGGAACCGCCUUCCGUUUGGACGCCUAGGCCAUGAACCAGGACUAAUGCAGUUGGUCAACUAUUAUCGAGGAGCAGACAAGCUGUGUCGUAAAGCAUCUCUGGUCAAGUUAAUAAAGACUUGUCCAGAGCUGAAAGACUCCUGUAACUGGUUCCCUGAGUCAUACAUUAUUUAUCCAACCAACCUCAACACCCCUGUUGCUCCUGCAACCAAUGGCAUCAGCCAUUUGAAGAACAACCCAAAGACAGAUGAGCGUGAGGUCUUUCUGGCCUCCUAUAAUGCCAAAAAGGAAAACGGGGAGGGAACAGUGUGGAUUGCUAAAUCAUCUGCUGGAGCAAAAGGUGCUGGAAUCUUGAUCUCUCAGGAUGCAAACCAGUUGCUUGAGUUCAUUGAUAAUCAGGGACAAGUUCAUGUCAUUCAGAAGUAUCUGGAGCAGCCACUGCUGUUGGAACCUGGUCAUCGCAAAUUUGAUAUAAGGAGUUGGGUGCUUGUGGACCAUCAGUACAACAUUUACCUGUACCGUGAGGGAGUGCUGAGGACGUCCUCCGAGCCGUACAACAGCUCAGACCUGCAGGACAUGACCAGCCACCUGACCAAUCACUGCAUCCAGAAGGAGCACUCGCAGAACUACGGCCGCUACGAGGAGGGCAAUGAGAUGUUCUUCGACGAGUUCAGACACUACCUGCUGAACGUUCACAACGUUUCCAUGGAGACCUCCAUCUUACCUCAGAUCAAACAGAUAAUAAGGGGCUGCCUUAUGUGCAUUGAACCAGCAAUCAGCACGAAGCACCUAUCCUACCAGAGCUUCCAGCUUUUCGGUUUUGACUUUAUGCUGGACGAGAGCUUUAAAGUGUGGCUGAUUGAGAUCAACGGAGCUCCUGCAUGUGCACAGAAACUCUACCCGGAGCUGUGCCAAGGCAUCGUGGACGUAGCCAUUUCCACCGUCUUCUCACUAAAUGCAGAUGCGCUGUCAUCCUCCCCUCCAUUCUCCACCUCUCCUUCUCUCUCCUCCAGCUCCUGCUCUUCACCCAAACUCAGAGCGCCACAACACUUUGGUCCUUUCAUGAAACUUAAUGAAGAGGUUGUGUUCUGACCUCGUGUCUCUGAGAUCCACAUUAAAGCUGUAAAACCCUGAUUUGUGCUCAGCAUGUAAACCCACCUGUCACCUGAAAAGGUCAUCUGGUCUUCUCCUUUCACUCCUGAAUGUUUCCUACAGUUAGUAUUAAAGGAAACCUAUUAUUUAUCUGAGUAAAUAGAAGCACUGUACUGUUUUAGGACGUGUCAGUUUUCUAUUUUUGUAAUGUUUUGUGCAUGGUACAUGUGAUUUGUAUGUUGGUCGUGUCAAUUUUUUUUCUUUCAAUUUUUUUAAUUUGUUACAGCUAAAAAAUAAACAAUGUAAAUUUUAAACAUGCAAGAGAGCAGAUAAAUAUUUAACCAAGUCCACUUUCACAAAUCUUUUCCUUGGAAACCUAAAGAAAAAAAGGGGUUAUGUAGAAAUGGACCCGAGCUGGCUGCUGAUAUUAAAAAUGCAGGCAGUUGGUCUGUGGUUUAGCUGCAUAAUCGUUUAUCACAAGUGUUAUAUAAAUAAUUUUUUUAAUAAUCACACAUUAAACAAAGCAAUGAAGUUGACUUUAAAAGAUAUAAUAAAAUAUAAUUUUUAUUAUUAAAGUAAUAAAAUAAUUCAGCUUUGAAGUAUGGCUGAUUUGACCUGAAGGCCAACUGAAUUCUGUUCAUCUCCAAAGUGAUUUGGGAGAGGUUUUAUGUUUAUUUAGGUAUGUGCAGUUUUACAAGUACAGAGCAGUCACGCAACCAAACUUCAAUCCAUUGUGACAGAUGAGGCAGUGGGAGAUGUUUAGCCCACACAGCAGACAAAAUAAGGAGGCGGAAAAGUAAACAAGGAAAGUGAAGAAAUUUGAUUUCAUUCAAAGGUUUUUAUUGCUAAACAUUUUUGCAAGUCAUGCUGAAAGUUUGGAACUAGUGGUGGAAACUAAGUUUAACAAAGUAUGAAAUACAUUUCCCAGUGGAAAAAUAUUGAUGGAAAACUGGUAAGAAAUACCAGCCAAUAAGAAAACUAGCAUUGCAUAAAAGGUGUAACUGUGAUGUUAGAACUGUGUAAAAAGGGAAAACUCCAUGAGCAGUGGUUUGGUUCACACUGCAGAUUGAUUCGACUUUUAUUUGAUUUAAUAAAAUGCUACUUUUCUGCAA